GCACCAAUUUAUAAUAAUGCAAUAAUAUUUAUGAGCAAGUACAUCUGCUAUUCGUUCGUCAGUUUUUAUGCGUUACUAGCUAAUUAGCCUGAAACCUUCCCGUGUAAAUUAAUGUGUCCUUUGCAGGCAAACUCUUUAAACGCUGGUAGUUUUGUGUACAUUUAAACCACGUAUUUUUGCAUAAGCGACUAAUGUUUUGUUUAAUUUCCAGUUUAGAUCCGCCCCUGUUAUUCGACGCGGCGCCUUUUCAGCGUCGUCCAUGCCACAGUACACAAUUUCAGCGCAUUUUCUACAUUUUUUCAAUCGAUAGCUACUGCUACGGAAGCCAACAUUAAAUUUCCCGACCGAAAAACUGGAAUUUGCUUUAAAAAUGGCCCAGUCUCAAGUGCGUCAAAAUUUCCACAAGGAUUGCGAGGACGCGAUUAACAAGCAAAUCAAUUUGCAGUUGUUCACUAGCUAUACGUUCGUAUACAUGGCUUACCAUCUCGAAAGAGAUAAUGUAGCUCUACCUGGCUUUUCCGAGAUAUUCAAGUACGCCUCAGAUGCAGAACUGGAACAUGCAAAACGUUUGAUGAACCAGCUGAACAUCAGAGGCGGCAGGAUUGUUUUAAUGGCCAUUGAGGCACCAGAAAAGCAGGAAUGGGGCACAGUCGUGGAGAUCAUGCAGGACGCUUUGGAGCUGGAGAAGCGCGCUCAUGAGGGCAUGUUGCAUCUUCAUAGCGUCGCGUCAGGGCAUCAGGACGUGAAUUUGUGCCAUUUUGUGGGUACUCUCAUGCAAACGCAGGUGUGUUAUAUUAAGAAUUUUGCCGAUGCGGUGUCCGGCUUGAAGCGUAUAGGGGAAGGUUGGGAGCUCGUUAUAUACGAUUACCAGAUGGCCCCACUUGGUUAUGGAACUGAUACUUCUAGUACCUAUAACUGACUUUUCUUUUCGUGACUUUAACUCGACCUUCAACCGAACUGAUAAUUCACUGCCGAACUGAAAGAUGACACAUUUUUUCACAUUUUCAUACUCUUAAAUAACGAAUAGGGAAGACAGGCGAAAAUAGCGCAAUAAACUUAGCCAAUUUUGGACAUAUACUGUAUUCCACAUGAAUAAAAUAUGUUGCUCAAGUAAA
Dendroctonus ponderosae (mountain pine beetle) is the source of this 1115-nucleotide messenger RNA. RefSeq names its product ferritin, heavy subunit. Bases 371 to 919 code for a protein of 182 amino acids. The transcript has 3 exons. Gene Ontology annotation, biological process: intracellular iron ion homeostasis; iron ion transport. Gene Ontology annotation, cellular component: cytoplasm. The record is from RefSeq and is a predicted model, not a curated record. Lineage: Eukaryota; Metazoa; Arthropoda; Insecta; Coleoptera; Curculionidae. Gene Ontology annotation, molecular function: ferric iron binding; ferrous iron binding.